Sitophilus oryzae (rice weevil) is the source of this 1611-nucleotide messenger RNA. Its product is annotated as DNA primase large subunit-like. Gene Ontology annotation, biological process: DNA replication, synthesis of primer. The record is from RefSeq and is a predicted model, not a curated record. Gene Ontology annotation, cellular component: alpha DNA polymerase:primase complex. The transcript is spliced from 6 exons. NCBI's taxonomy places the organism in Eukaryota, Metazoa, Arthropoda, Insecta, Coleoptera, Curculionidae. Bases 103 to 1512 code for a protein of 469 amino acids.
UUAUACUUUUAGGCGGGAAAAUCGACAUUGAAAAAAAAAAACAUUGAAUUUCACAGUUGAAUUUGUAUUUUAACAAUAUUUUUAUAACUGAAGAAGAUUAAAAUGGAUAUAAAUGCUAGGCGUCGAAGAAAUCAUACAGCUGUAGUGCAUACCGAUACAGGCAUUUAUAGUCAUGAUUUAAGUUUAUACAGCGAAUAUCCAACGAAUCUGCUAGGGCUCAGCGAAUUUGAAGAAUUAGCCUUGGAAAGGCUUCAGUUGUUAAGAAUAAUUGAACAGGCCUCUCUAAAAGGGCAUAAGCUGUUUAGCAACGAUUGGAAAAAUUGCAUUAAAGAGGAUUUAAUUAAGAAUACCCUUAAAAAAUACGCACGUCUAAUGAAUGGAGCUAAUGGACAAACCGAGCUAGACAUUCAAGCAAGACGGGCAGAUCAUAUUUCUCAUUAUAUUUUAAGAUUAGCGUAUUGUCGAAGCGAAGAUUUGAGGAGAUGGUUUUUGGCUCGCGAAAUGGAUUGGUUUAGAAUCAAAUUUACAUCACAAACAUCUGCGGGCGUAUUGAAGUUUUUGGACAUAAGUAAUCUUAGAUAUACCCCAAUCUCUAAUGAAGAAAAAGAUGAAAUAAAAGGUCAUUUACUAGAUUCAACACCUGGAUUAUCACAUGCUGUUAUUAGUACAGAUUUUUAUAAAGUGCCUAUUCAUGACGUACUUUUGUUGGUAAAAGGUAGAAGAUCAUAUUUAAAGGCAGGUUUUGCUUAUAUUCCAAUGUCCGAUCUGGUAGUAUGUAUCCAAUCUAAGUUUAGGGCGAGUUUAAGUGAAAGUCUUAAUUAUAUGAGUCAUAGAAUAGCAAACCUUGAUGAUGAGAGAUUAAGUGAUCUAUUGUGUAAUUUGCAUAAUACUUAUACAGGAAAAGAUUAUGUUACUGGUCAAAACAAAGAUGCUGUAAACAUUGCUUGUUUAGAUGAAUAUUCAAAGAAACAUUUUCCCUUGUGUAUGAGACACAUGCAUGAGGUCUUAACGUCUACUCACCAUUUAAAACAUAAUGGAAGGUUGCAAUAUGGUUUAUUUUUGAAGGGGAUAGGAGUGCUCUAUGAGUCGGCUAAUGAAUUUUGGCGUAGAGAAUUUACUAAAGCCAUGGACAGUGAUAAGUUUGAAAAAAAGUACUCCUACAAUUUUAAACAUCAAUAUGGACUGGUUGGAAACAGAGUGGAUUAUUCUCCUUACAGUUGCAUAAAAAUCAUUAUGAGCAAUGUAGGACCUGGUGAAACACACGGGUGCCCAUUCAAACAUUGGGAUAAUGCCUAUUUAAAAUCUAAAUUAAAUGAAUAUGGUGUUGACCAAGAAGGUGUUAAGGAAAUAAUGACUUUAGUUAGUAACAAACACUACCAAAUAGCUUGUACAAAGUAUUUUGAGUUGACACAUGGUCAACAACAGGCAGCUAAUAGCAUUAUUCAUCCAAACCAAUAUUUUGAAGAGAGUAUGAAUUUAACCAAGGAUAGAGCUGAGAAAGCCAAAAAAUAAAUACAUAGUAUAGUUUUUUUUUAAUUAUUAUUAGAUUUAAAAUUAUUUCAAUUUAUUAUAUUAUUUCAUUAUCUCAAUAAAAAAAUUGUAUACCAACCU